AUGGGUUAUGAUCGUCAAAGAUCUCCGUUUGUCACACAACUUGUUUUAACAUGUUAUUGUUUAUUUUUAUUAUUAAAUGUAUUACUUGAUUCAAAUAAUAUAUAUAAAAUAAAAAAAGAAUUAUUAAAAUCUAAAUAUGAAAUUGAAACAAUAUCAUUAGGUUUAAUAAGUUUAUUUAUAUUUUCAAUUAGUUUUUAUGGUUUAUGGUUUGCAAGAAUAUUUAUUCUUUUUUUUAUUGGAUUAUUAUUUAUAAUAUUAUUAUUAUUAUCAUUAAUAACAGUUAUAUUAAUAAUAAUUAAUUCAAAUAGAUAUUUAUCAUUAAAAACUUCAAUUUAUAUCGUUCAUAAUUAUAUAUGGUUAAAUAAAUCCUCAACACAUAUAUUACAUAUAAUUAAUAUAAUAAUAAGUUGUUUAUUAAAUAUAUUUGCUUUAUAUUGUAUAUAUCAUUUAUGUUCAUGUAUUGAAUAUCGUCAUCAAUAUUGGCCUUAUAGAAAAAGAACAUCAACAA
This is a messenger RNA of Rotaria sp. Silwood2, 508 nucleotides long. Lineage: Eukaryota; Metazoa; Rotifera; Eurotatoria; Philodinida; Philodinidae. The record is from the annotation of a GenBank genome assembly.